Molecule: messenger RNA, 1056 nt
Organism: Lepus europaeus (European hare)
Lineage: Eukaryota; Metazoa; Chordata; Mammalia; Lagomorpha; Leporidae
Product: basic proline-rich protein-like
Exons: 2
Coding region: 1-1056 (351 amino acids)
Source: RefSeq, a predicted model, not a curated record
AUGGCCGGACCACACCGCCGGGUUGAAUCCUCCAGGCGGACUGCGCGGACCCCACCCAUUUACCUCUUAACGGUUUCAAGCCCUCUUGAACUCUCUCUUCAAAGUUCUUUUCAACUUUCCCUUAGGGUACUUGUUGACUAUCGGUCUUGUGCCGGGCCAGCAGAGCGGCGGGGACAACCCCCGGGGGGAGAUGGGCGACGGACAGACAACACCGUGGCGACCCGCGGGCCGCCGCCAGGGCAUGCAUCCCCAAGGCGCGACCACGCACGCGCCGACCUGGCCUCAGCACUAGCCAACCCCGGCGCCGGGCCUCCCCACGACCCCGCCGAGGCGCAGAGGCGCACACCGGCUGGGGAGGAGACAGCCCUGCCACCCCCACUCCCAGCGCUCACCGCGCCACACCCCCCUUCUCCCCCGCCGCUACUGUGCGCAGCACGAAUGGACUCUCCCGACAGAGGGAUGGACCGCGGCCAGGGGGACCCACACCGAGAGAGAUGGUGUGGGACACUUCCCUUACUGAUUCCGCAGUGGCCUCGGCCCCCCAAAGCAUGCGCGCUCACCACCUCUCGCUGGCAGCCGGCACCACAGCCCGCAGACACGCCCCCCCUCACGCCACGCAGGUCCCCACAAACUCCCCUUGCACUUUACCCCGGCGGCCUUGCCCACCCCCACACCCGCCGUAGCCACACCUCCACUUCCCCGCCCCACCCCCAAACACCGCCAUCUCCUGCCCUGCCGGGGGGGGGGCACAACCACCUCCACACCACUAGGGCGCGUGGGGAGGCCCCCGGCUGGACGGGAGGGUGGGUGGGCAACAGGGAGGAGGGAGGCGGCACGGGGAAGGGGCCGGUGGCACGCGGGACAGGCGCGAGACGAGGAAGGGACGAGGAGGGAGGGAGGGUGGAGUCGGGGGCCAGUGGGCCACCAUCUGUACUUGGGGGGACGGAGGGCAAAAACAAGCCCUGCAAGCAGAAACCCCCAGCCGCGCAACCCAAGGAGGCGCGAGGCACCCACCCAGGGGCAAUUGAUCGUCAAGUGACGCUCAGACAGUCGUAG